Molecule: messenger RNA, 2283 nt
Organism: Colletotrichum godetiae
Lineage: Eukaryota; Fungi; Ascomycota; Sordariomycetes; Glomerellales; Glomerellaceae
Exons: 4
Coding region: 1-2283 (760 amino acids)
Source: RefSeq, a predicted model, not a curated record
AUGAGCGACGAGCAGUCGUUCACAGUCGAGAUCCCGAUCCGACCUCGGGAGCCACGUCACCGCGAUUCGACCUUUGCCUCGCAUGCCAAAAUCGAGGAAGUGGUUCACUCACCACCAUUUGAACACCACUUCCGCCUGUCGCAACCUCUUCACCAACAGCAAAAAUGUCCAGAGGGUCUGAAGAUCAUCUCAGGUGUCUAUGGGAAGACGUUUCGUGACAGGUCGCCGACCUCAUCGACUAUGAGCUCGACUCAUGUCCCAGACUCAGCGACGACAUGUUCAAUGCCCAUGUCCCCCACCUCAUCCACCUUCACGAGGGCUACGACUCCGGACAUUGAUGGCCCUGAGCGCUUACCAACACCAUUCCUCGCGUCGCGGUCCGGCACGAAUGGCCAUCGUUACAGAGAAUCAUGCGACUCGGGAUCGACUUUCGUGGACUCUAUCAUGGGCGAGAGGUUUCCGGCGUAUCCGGAUUCCAUCGGCGCGGGGCACAAGGAGGAUCCACUACCGCGGAUGGACAUCAUUGAGCCGGAAGAUGACGGGCAAAAUGACAUGCCUCACACGGCGGGCACCCCCAGGCCACCAUCGCCAGACGAAAUGCCCGAGUCACCCCGCGAAGAGCGGGUGUCGCCCCGGCCCCUCAAUGAAAGAAUGAGCUUCGACUCCGGCUCCGAUCGUCUAUCACGUGCAUGGGAGCCGACCACACCAACACCCAUUGACUUCUCUAAUGAAGAAGCUGAUGCAGUACUCGACUAUGUCUUGCAAGUGACUUACGGUGUGGAGUUGGAAGAGAUCACCAUGCCGCCGGCCUUCCUCCGCCAUUUCGUGUUCAGAUUCAUCCAGGAUAUUGGAAGAUUUGCAUUCAACGGAUUCCCCGCCGGAACACAACUGACUCACACUCAAUCAACAUCAUCUAAUGGCUCUCUGCCCCUAGCUCGGAGACCAGGGUCAGGUCGAGGCUCCCAAAACGGGAAGCGCAAGAAGGGCGACACUGGCCGUGCAGAGGGUGAUGAUGAUGGCGAUGACUUGACGGAUGACGAUGGAGACUCAAGCGUGCCGUUUAAGAGAGCGAGGCAAACGCCACGGGAGGCAGAGGGAGACCUUCGACUGAGUUGUCCCUUUCGCAAGAGGAAUCCGCACAGGUUCAACGUCAGGGAACAUCACUCGUGUGCAAUGACUUACUUCCCCAAAUUUGCCGAGCUGAGGCAACACAUCGUCAAACAACACAAGCGCAACGAUCCGUCGUCCUUCAUGUGCGACCGCUGCAACCGAGACUUCCCCAGCAAGAAGGAUCUCAGGGACCACCAACGUCUACCAAAGGAGCAAAUGUGUGACGUUGCCGACCAUGACCCAGAGUCCGGCAUCGACGGCCCUACAAUGACGAAGCUUCUCAGUAGGAAGCGAGCCAGUGGCAUGAGCACCGAGGUGCAAUGGAAAGAGAUUUGGAAUCUGUUGUUCCCCGACGACGAUGACUACAGGGUUCAGCCUUUCGACUUCUGCCCCGUCAUCGAGCAUUUCGAGCUGCAAAACCAGUUCAUGAACAGCCUGAAAGAUGUUGAGGACAGCCUACGAAACAAGGGCAUGACCCCACAAGCGUUGGAGACCAUCGGGAACAUCUACCGCAACCAGUUCAUCCAGGUCAUUGAGCAAUGCAUCGCCAACGCACAGAACAUGCCCUAUUCGAACCGAAGCAACCGAAAGAACGAGCCAUCACCGUCCCGUCUCCUGGCUCCACGUCACUUGACCCGCACUGUCCCUCGCCCAGACUCAGGUGUAGAUGUUGACGAGGGUUCGGAAGAUAGUCAGUCUGUCGCCAUCUUCCCUGGAGGUGUAUUCGAUGGGCAGGGUAUGCUCGCCCACUCCGACAGCGUCCGGACUGUCAGAAGGGCGUCAUCGACUCCGGAGGAGUUUAGAGGCUCUGUUCCUCCAAGGACGCUGCAGCCCUUGAUGGAACAGCUGCCCGCACCCGACUUCGGUCAUGGAGGCUCUCCCCCAGUGCAGAAGCAGUCACCUUCGCAGCAGCAAUUGCUUCAGCAACCGCCAAUGUUUGACCAGCAGGCUGAACUCAUACCAAUGGCAAAUGGAAUGACGCCGGAGAUGGCUGCUCAACUUUGGGGCUACCAUGAUGGUAACAUGGUACCGGCGUCAGGGCCAUCACCCAGCCAUAUGGGCAUGUACGCGCCAGUGAUUGACGCCGAUGGGCAGCCCCAGUUUCUCGACUGGAACUCGGGAUUGCAGGAUCACACUGGGAUGUACGACUUCUCGGGGUACGUGCCUCGAUAG